Messenger RNA from Grus americana (Whooping crane), 10604 nucleotides. RefSeq names its product APC membrane recruitment protein 2 (gene AMER2). Gene Ontology annotation, cellular component: plasma membrane. The coding region runs from base 418 to 2103 and encodes 561 amino acids. Gene Ontology annotation, molecular function: phosphatidylinositol-4,5-bisphosphate binding; beta-catenin binding. Lineage: Eukaryota; Metazoa; Chordata; Aves; Gruiformes; Gruidae. Gene Ontology annotation, biological process: regulation of canonical Wnt signaling pathway. The record is from RefSeq and is a predicted model, not a curated record. The transcript has 2 exons.
ACGCUCGGCGGGCGUCGGGACGGCGCGGCGCUCGCCCCCCACGCGGGGCGCCUCCCCCGGCGGCAGGCAGCAGGCAGCGCGCGCUGACACGGCCCUGCCCACGCGUGGGGCGUGGGGGAGCGGCCGCAGGAGGAGAGGGGUUAAGUUAUAUAAGCCCCUCCGGGGAGGGGUGGAGGCAGGGGCGCUGCCGGCGGAGCUGCGGCGGCUCAGGUUGAUUCAGAGUGGGCGACGGCGGCCUGGCGCAGGCCCGCGGCGGAGGAAAAGCGGCUUAUCCCCCCUCCGGGUUGCCAUGGAGACGGGCGGGCGGCGGCGGCGGCGGCGGGGCUGUCAGUGAGGGAUCGCACCGGGCACCGGGGCGGCGGCGGCGGCGGAGGGGAGGCCGCGGCGGCGGCAGCGGCGGCGGCGGCAGCGGCAGACAUGGACUCGCACUGCGACUGUGCCGAGCCUCCGGCCGCCGAGCAGCCGUCGGGGAAGAUUAACAAAACCGCCUUCAAACUGUUCAAGAGGAGGAAAUCCGGGGGCACCAUGCCGAGCAUCUUCGGGGUGAGGAGCAAAGGCGGGGAGGGGAAGGGCGCCAGCAAAGCGGGGAUGGUGCGGAGUCGGACGCACGACGGCUUGGCCGACGCCGUGCUGGAGAGCAGCAAGAAGGAGGAACCGGGCGGCGGCGACCCGCAGAGCAAGGAGGCGCAGGGCCGGCCGGCCGGCAGCCUCGGCGUCUCCGCCGGCAGCUCGGUGGCCAAGUCUCACAGCUUCUUCUCCCUGCUGCGGAAAAACGGCAGGCCGGAGAACGGCAAGGCGGAGAGCGCGGAUCAGCGGGCUGGCGGCAGACAAAAGAAGGGGCUGAAAGGGAUCUUCAGCAGCAUGCGAUGGCAUAAAAAGGACAAAAAUGGCAAGGAGGAGAGGGGGGAAACCUCGGAGAUCCAGUCCGGGCUUAUUAUGCCGGGGUCUCUGACUGCCAGCCUGGAGUGCAUCAAAGAGGAGACGCCAAAACCUUUGUCUGAAACUCCCAACAGCGCAGGAGACAUCGGGCUGGAAUCGCCGCGGGAGAAGCGCAGCGGCGAGGCGCACGCCUUGGCCGAGAAGCCCGAAGCGGGAGGUGGGGAGCCUCGGGACAGCAGCCCCCCGCCCCGGGAGGACCCUGCCGCUGCUGGAAGGCGACCCGAGGAGCUCAGCCACGAGCGACUGGACCCGGGCGCCGGAGAGGUUGGGACUGCGAAGGAUGCGGCCAUAACAGGCUGCGGAGAUAUUAUUGCGGACCAUGAGGAGGAUGUGGGCAGCGGGAGUGGCGGCCGCGAGAAGAGCACCCCCGGGGCUGGCAAGCUGGGUGCCUCCAAGAAGCACCCCACCAUGGUGGCCUACCAGGGAGGAGGGGAGGAGAUGGCCAGCCCAGACCAGGUGGACGACACCUACCUGCAGGAGUUCUGGGAUAUGCUGUCGCAGACGGAGGAGACCCAGACAGAAGGAGGAGGAGGGAUAAAGAAGCCCGAGGGGUUGAAGGAGAACCGAGGUACCGAGGGGGCCCAGAACAGGGCGGCGGUGAAACGUGGUGGCCUCCACCAAAUCCCCAUUCACCUCAACCACAAAGAGGAGCAGAAGGGCAGGGAGAAGGAGCAGCAUGAAGGAGUCCCAAACAGCGACGAGGGCUACUGGGAUUCCACCACCCCUGGUCCUGAGGAAGAUAGUUCCACGAGCAUCCAGAAGGAGACCAUUCCUAGGGACAGCUACAGCGGGGAUGCUCUCUAUGACCUCUACACUGAGCCAGAUGAGAACCCACCAGCGGGGCCUGCAGAUGAAGAGGUCACCUGCGUGCCACGCUCCAAGCCUGUGUCUCCAGUAACGACCACAUACUCACUGAAAACACCCUCAAGCACAGUGAAGGACUCCAAGAUACCCAUCAGCAUUAAACACCUUUCGUCGCAUCCUGCCAGCCAUGGAGCAGACGCCAGUAACAGCCAUCACGUCGCACACCAUCACCUGGCCAAAAGCGAGAUGCACAGAACAAAAAUCCCUGUCUCUAAAGUGCUGGUACGCCGUGUCAGUAACAGGGGCUUAGCAGGGACAACGGUGAAAGCUGCCAUGUACCAGGACAGUGCCAAAAAGUAGUUGAAUAAGAGGUGGAGACAAAGACGGACAGCAGGGUCAGUAUGCGAAAGGAGACCACAGAUAAUGAAUUAGUUUUGCAUCACCUGAAGAAAGGCACCUGAAAGGCUUACUUCACUGUACUCUAUGGGCCUGCACUUCUGAAUCCCUUCUUACUAGACUGUAUGGUGAAUAUAGAAAGUCGACUUCUUUUUGAGCACUUUUUUUUUACAUUUGUACCUUUUUUCUGCAGCACUAAACACUGGGGAGGUUCAUUUUUACAUGCCUUUUUGGAAGCAGGACUUGGAUCAUGAACCUAAAUGAGCAUCCUUCCUCAUGCAAAGCAGUGCCAUGAGUUCUUCAAGGGAACAGAGUUACAAAAGGAGCGACAUGAGAGGUUCUCCAAUACACUUAUCUUCUAAUCAUUUCUGGGGGAGGAGUGGAGGGUGGGUGUCUGGCUCCGAAAAUGCUGUUUGCUCUGCAAGAUGUUGGAAAAAAAACCAAGCAAAAAACAACCAACCUAACAGGUAUUUUACCUGCCGUAGGAACGAGAGCACUGCUCAGCAGGAGACUUGAUUGACUUGUGUGCAGUAGCUAACUAAGGAGUUAGGUGGACUUGUCUAACAGGAAAACAUAUGUUUGUUUGUCUGCCUGUCUGUCUGGUUGGUUUUGAUCUGGUCUAAUGUAAAUGGGUAACGGAGACACCUGGCAUAGGUUCAGGUGUUUACAUCAAUACUUGUCCGAUAAUGCAUACAAUCAGGUUCAGGGAAACAUUUUACUAACUGCCAAUAUAUACACACAGUUCACAUUUAUACAAUAACUUGCUUGCCAUGUGUAAAUAUAUACAUAUUUUAGCAGAUUUACUCAAUGCUACAGAUUUUUUAUAAAAAAAAAAAAAUCACCUGUCUGUAUUAUCUAAAGUUUAAGCAAGAGUUAGUUUUUAUAGGUAGAUAAUUUUAGAGUUCUAAAAUGAUAGAACUUUGUGUAAGUACCUUAAAUUAGAGCAAAACUCUGUUUUGUAUGGGCUCAUGCAUCCCCAGAUAAGUAAGUCUGAAGUGCUGAUUUUAUUCCGGUGGCACAUUCCGUGUGUCAGAGCUGAGGUUCUGACAGCAUUGCCACUGCAAACCCCUAUUUUCAGGGGUUUAGACAAAGUUGCUCUGGGCUUAAACCUUACAGAGAAGGAACCCAGGAAAGAAACAUGUUUUUUAAUUAUUAUUUUUUAAAAUAUAUAAAAUUAGUUUUUGACUAUUUAAAGAAAGUUUGGGUUCUUGUUGCUUUUUAUUUUCAUUCUUAAUAACGUCAGAAUAAUUUUACUUUAAGAGAGAAAUAUGGUAAGCUAGUGGUACAUAAAAUGGUCUGAUGAGCUUGGAUCUUAUGAGAUUAUGUAUUAAUGGCCAGGACAUUUUUGAAUAGUGGCUACUGUACAUGGGCAUUGACAACAUUUCAAAGAAAUUUAAUAGGGUUUUAAUGUGCCUGAGGACAUAUUUUUAUGAUACACUGAAAAAGCUCCAAAAAAUCACUGAAGUCUAAAGGUAUAUGUUAUGUAUUUACAAAAUAUUUUGGUAUAAGUAUUUAAUCAUCAGACCACAGUUAAUAUAAAAUAUAUGCUCCAGUGUAUCUGAAAAAUAAUAUACAUUUUGAAAAUAUACAUGUCUAUAUUAUGCAGAGAAUCCUAAAUUCACAUCACGGAAGCUAAUGGGUCUGAUCUUACAUAGCAGUUGGUUUUAUUGUCUCUUAAAUUGAAAGAAAAAAGGAAAAUAAAUAUACAGAAUAUACAUUUGAAGGAUAUUAAGGUUAUAGAUAAACCAUAAAAAGCCAGGAGAUUCAAUAAUAAGAAUUGUAUAUAUGUAUAAUACGUGUCGUUCACCGGGGAAAUGACCUUACAGUCACAAGGGUAAAAUUGGCAUCUAGUUCUGAAAUUACUGCAGGAUUUAAUACCGAACUGCAACGCCCCAGUGAAUAGGGAGAAAGUGUUAGUUUUCCUGAUCAGUCCCUGUUUUCAUGGUUUGCAUAAGAACCUUAAUACACUUCAAAGAAGAUUAUUUUAUAUGUUUCAUUUCUAACAUAUAUGUGUGUGGUUUUCUACAUGCUUGCUCACAGAGACGUGUUGUACAUAUGCAUGUGUAGUCAGAACGUACCUCCUCCUAGAGUCCACGCAGCCGGGCGAAGGUGCACACCCGUGCACACUCGCACUUGUGAACACGGCCGUGUGCGCGUGCUCCCACGUACAGGCUGAGGGGAUGUGCUGUAGAUCUGGCGGUGAUUUCCUUUGCCUGAGAAAGGGAUUUGCAUUUGGCCUGACUCUGCUUGUGCAUUUUAGAAAGUUAAAGCUGAAAUACCCUCAAAAGGAUGAAUGUAUAGAACAUGGAAUAUUAUCCUGGUCCUCAGCCCUAAACAUAACAUUCCUUUUUGUGUUCUUUUGUUUUCAUUUGAUUGUAAGGGACACAUCUUUCCUUGCAUGACAGCUCUGCAGGAAAAUCAUAGUUCCCCAUUUUUGUUGUAAGGACAAAUUGUGCAGAGAGAUUCUAUAGGGUACUGGAAGUUGAGAGGGAGGGAGGAUGUGGUGAGCUUGGGGCAGUACCAUAAAAACUGGAAGUAGUGAGUACAGGUAGUAGGAGUAAGCCACUAGAAGAUGUCAGCUACCAUCUCUAUAGGACUCGUGUGGCCAAUUAUUCAUCAUACGCGUUUUGUUUGCAUUGUGGCAUGUCUGUAUUGAGAAACCAAUAGCGUGACGUUAGACUAGCUCCCUCUCACGUAAUGACUAACACGAAUCAUCAUUAAAAUGCUUUGGCUUCCCUUCAUUUUUCUCUCUCUCCUUUGUUUUCUGCCCCGUUUUUCCUCCGUCCUCUGCAUGCUGGUGGGCUCUCCCUCCUCGGUGCUAACCCCCGGUGCGGAGCGGGGAGCCCCGGGCCGGCAGCCGAGCGCGGGUUGGGAGGGUGGCCGCGCUGCCUGCUGAGGCCAGGUGCUCCCCGGUCACUCUCUCGAGCUUUCUAUCGCAUACCCAGCGUAAGUACAUUUUGCAAAUCUCUUGGUGGUUCGUUUGGCUGCUUGCUAUGUACAUAUUUUAAGGACAAUCAUAUCCUUAAAAGGAAAAUGGGAAAGUAGCUUGUAGUAGGGCGUCAGUAUUUUGAAUCAUUGCGACAUACUGACGUUGAUUCAGGGUAAUGGUUGUGUGAGAGUAAAAAUACAAUUUAAUGCUCAAAUUAACUUUGUAUUUAUAAAACUCACUUUCGUCUUUAAGCCAUCUAUGUUUUUUAUUUCGAAAGGUAACAGAAUAUUUAAUAUUUACUAGGGCUUUCAAUUUUCAUAGAAAUAUAUUUGUAUAACUCCACACAAUGCCUAAAACAAUCAUUGGAAGGAGGUUCAAAGGCUUUCUUUAGACCUAUAUUUAAUUCCUUAAAGAUCCCUGUAAAAUACUGUGAGAUGCCUAAGAACAAACAGUUAAUGGCUUGCUGGAUUUAAAGGCUGAGACAGAAAGAGGUAAUAGUCCUGAGGCAUUCUGUGGGGGUUUGCAUUCUUAUUUAUGUUACCCUGUUCCAGCAUAUAUUUUCCUUGGCUUUGGUAGGUGUCAAGGUAGAAAUGGUGUUCUGAGUCCCAAAGGUAACAUUCCCAAUGCUGUCAUCAUUUUGAUUUUCUUAAAGAAUACUUUUCUUUCGUUGUUUUAUUUGUUAUUUUGUGGUCUGAAUGAUGCUCUGUAAUUACCAGCUUGUAUGUCGUUCAUAAAGGAUUUUAUAGGUCAGGACUUGGCAUUUAGUUAUGUGUACUCUUUGUGCUUUCAGGUCACUACUGGUAAAUUUUGUAUGUUCUUAGGCUAUUUCUAUAUAUUGCGUAGUGUUUUAUAGCUAUCUACAGUGAUUUCAGUGGUAUACAUUCCUGUCCUAUAUAUCAGCACAAAAGAUUUCCUUUCGGUAGCAUGAAGUGAUGUUUUUGUGGACUCCUUUUGUCAUGAUAGGAGUUAAGUUUCCUGUACUAUAUGUGUGGCCUGCAACAGACAUAAAGGGACUUAUUUUCUCUGUAGUGCGUAUGCAUUUUGCUCUUGCCAGUAAUAGGACUCAAACACACGUAGUAGAUUUCAGAAGAAAUUCCAUGACUAGAAUAAGAAAAAUCUAUGUUCAGUCUUACUCCAUCAAUCACCAGCAUUUUCUUCAUCCACUGUGAAUAUCCUCACCGCCAUUCAGGGUAGUAGAGGACUGAAUUUUAAAAAUUACAUAGAUGUACACUAUGAAAAUUAAUUCACUGAUUAUUUUUUAAUGAAUCUUACUCAAUUAUUUAUCUAAGCUAAGUGAAUAUUGCACCAAAGUCUUCAAAACGUCUGAUACAGAUGGCAUUUUCAGUAAGAUGCUAUAAGUGCGGAUGAGCCAAAUUAACAGGCUUUGCUUAGCAAAGCAAAACCUUGUUGUUUCUUAAUUUUGUAGUACUGACUGAGCUUGCAGAUCAAAGGGAGCCAUUGAUUCUGCUACAUGGCCAUGCUCGGAGGUUUUUUUUUCCCUGCUCUAAUGGACUACUUUCAGAAAAGGCUUUUCAGCAAGAUAAUGGUAUGAAAGAGACAGUUCACAGUAACAAUAGCCACUUACAAGGCAGAUGGUUAUCUAACAGCCACAAUGGGGGACUCUAAGCAAGGUGGCCUGAAAAUUUAUUUUCAUGGUUAUUGAUAUGAAAGGCUGAGGCUUCUGUCUUGAAAAACAAAUUGACACCGGCUCAGAGAUGCUGCAGAAAUGAGUCUUGGCAGAGUUUACAUGUGACAGCUUCUGCAGGGUUUGUUGCUUGGGGUUUUUUUUAUUAUUUUGGCUGGUUUUUUGUUGUUUUUUUUCUUUUGCUUUGUUUAUGUUUUCAUUGCGAUGACAUAACCCCACGUGUCCGAGCGGAAUUGCACAGCAACUGACUUUUCUGAGAUUCAAUGUUGAGAACACACUGUCAGUUUUCUUCAGUGGCCUGGGACUGGUUCCCGCUGAACAUCCCUCCCUUCCACUGAGGGAUGGGAGGGAUGGGAUGACGGGAUUCCCUUGUCAUGAGUCCAUGUGCUGUUUACGGUGAGCAGGAGGUAUCUGAAUCAGUCUUGCUGUUUGUGUUCAGGGGACAGUUUAUUUUCAAUUUGAUUCACAGGCAUUUUUUAGCUCAUCAUUAGCUCACAUCUUGUCUUCCUUGUGAGCAUCUCAGCUGGGAAUGGUCAGCAUUGAUUUGGUGUAUCCUAGGUCCAUUUCAUGUAGAGAGAAAUGCAAGAAUUUGUCAUAUGCAAAGGAAUAAGUGCUAUAACCACUCGAGCCACAUCCUGGGGGCCUUUAUUCCUGCAAAAGCAGGUUGGUAAAGCUCUUCUUGCCUUAGAGGGCUUCUCCAUCCAAAACAGUGAGUACUAUUCCCUGGGACCCCCCUUUUUUUUUCUCUCUGUCUCUCAUUCCCUCUCAGCCAUAUUGCAGUUGCUUGGGAAACAGAUUUUUGAUCUAGCCUUCCAGGACUAGAAAGAGAAGCUGCUGCCAGUGUGUUCUUCAGGAGGUCUUUGCUCCUACUUCUUGGCCUUGAAAAAAUCAAUUCACCUUCAGAGCAAGCGGCAAAGAUACUUAAAAUGGAGAUCUCCGCUGUGUGAUCUCAUACAUGUGGGCGAGGAUGUUGAGUGAUAUUUUGCAUGGAGUGGAAUGUAUCCCUCCAAUUUCCUGUUGUGGACAAUUUAGCAAAUCUGGCAGGGAAGUAUGUCACCCUUGUAGGAAGGCCCAGAAGCUGUUUGUUAUGGAGACUGUGCCCAGAUUAUCUUUGGUAGGAACGGCUUUUCUUUUUCCUUUCUGUACAUACUUAAACAACUAGAACCAAAGUUGUAAUGGAGAGAGGAAAAGGUUAUGUAUUUGACAGGGCGAGCAGUUUAAACUGCUAGGCUGAAAGGCUUCUUGUAGCAAUGGCUGAAAGAAGAAGAUUGCUUUGCCUACUUUAACAUUGCAUCCAAGCAAUGCUCUGCAAUAGAAGCUAAUCCAGCUAUGGCCACAAAGUUAGAAAACUGGCAUUUGCCAACAUGACAAUCUCUUUCCAAGGUCCAGUUCUGCUGUUGCAAAGCUUCCACUGACACCGGUAAGAACUGGCAAAGGACCUUAAUCUCUUAAAUUUAAGGAAAUAGGAAGUGUUUCUUGAAUAAGUCUUCCCUUUUUUUCAAAGAUUAACAUUAUUCAGGUGAUUGUGCAGUCUUUUAUAUUACUGUAGUAGUAUGUUCACUGAUCUGAAUGCAAAACAUGUCUUUCCAUUGUUUUUCCAUCUUAACAAGCAGCCACUCCCGCACAUAACUCCAGUGCUCAGCAUGUCUAAAUUACAGCUAACACAAUCACUGCCUUCCUUAAUUUAACUUGUGGUGGCAAAAGCAGGACCAGAUCCUUUCCAGAGUGCUAAAACCCCUGCUUAUUGUGUCAUUUUUCAUGUUUUUUGAUAUGGUAACUAAUGAUGCCCUCCUUUAAUUAUUGCACAGCCACAUUUUAAAUCCAUUUUUAGGGAAGAACAGUAUGUAGGGACUGAAUGGUAAGAUCUUCAACAGAUUUUUAUUAUUUUGGAUGAUCUUGCAUCAAAACAGUUGCUAUUUCAGUAUCAGGUUGUUUCCAUGGGCUUUUUAUGCAGAUGCAUUCGAAGCUUUGAACAUAAUGUGCUCGUAAAAGAAAAUUGGCUACAUCUGCUUUGAAUUAAUCCUGACCUUAAAAUGUAAAAGCUACACAUCUGGUGAUGUUUCUUGGUUAAUGGCAGCAAAGGGGAAGGUCUGCCCCAACUCACCUGUGCCCCAUGGACUGGGGGAGCAAGGCACUGUCACCAGGAGAAUUGGGUGUCUGACCCUGCCAUGUGGUCCUGGCAGAGGGGUGUGGGGUGUCACCAUGUGGAGGUGUCUGCCAGAUUGGACAGCAGCAGGAAAAGCCAGGGUGGUGGUGGUGCUGUGCUGGGGUGGGAGGGUUGAUAGAGUGACUGGGAGAUGGGGUGAAAGCAAGGGCUGGACCUCCUUUCCUUGUGGAAAAAGAGAGUUAAACAUACACCUAUAAAACCUGGCUCACGUUUGUCUUGCUCGGAUUGCUCACACUGAGCCAGACUGUGUGAGUCUGGGGGUGCUGAAGCCAGUGCUCCUGCCGGUGGACUGCGGUGUGACUGCUCUCAUCAACACCUGAGCAGUGCCUUUCGUUUCUGAAGGCACUUUUAGCACAGAGACUUCACAAAUCCCCUGUAGCCCAGCACCGGCCUGUGGCAUCUCACUGCUCUUCCAUCCUCAUUUUGCCAGGGGGAUGCAAAGACCCAAGCCCUUGGCAGGGUGGUGAGCACUGGCUGCACCCUUGCAGCCCAAGCGCAACUGGGGAGAGAGUGUGAGACACGCCGUGCGGCAGCAGCACCAAGUCCUAGGUAGAGUGGGAGUAACUUUCUGGGAGUAACGUGCCUUGAUAUAAGCAAUGUUAUCCUGCUUUUCAAAAGAGCAAGCAAGAUUAAAGCUGUUGCUUUUGUGUAAAAUUGAAGUAAAUCCUCUGCCAUGGGACAGAUUGCAACAGCUGGGCAAUAUCUCGGUCCACCAGUAUUCCCUCUGAAAUCAGUGGAUCUGUUAGCGGUGUCAAUUGUUAUUGAGUGAAGAUCCCAUAAUUUGGCCCCAUCUGAAUUUUCCUUGCUGUGUUUGUCAGCAGAGUCUGUCUCAGAAAAGCUCUAGUGUGGAGGCUUGUGGCCCUGUUGAAAUGGGGGAUGAGGUAUGAAUGUGGUUGGUGGAAAAUGGAGCCUCAGUACGUCCAGAAAACACAGCGCGGCUUCAGUCUUUUAUCGCAGCCCAACUCUGCUUAAAUACCGUGGUGUUGCUGAGGAAAACGUAGCAGGGACUGCUCCACACUGCAUCCGUCAGACCGAUGCUCUUGGGGUUUCCUACGUGCUGAAAGGGACAGAUGUGUCCUGUUAGAAGUCGCUUGACCUGUUUCUAUAAGACGUGUUAUAGCUGACAGAUCACUGUUAAUUACAGUUUUCCCUUGUAUUUUUUGUGCCAGCCACCUCCAGUAAGGUAGCAUAUGACCUAUUCAAGAUAACAAGUGAGUAAAGCCAGAACUUCCCGCUCUUCUUAUCUAAAUGGGUUGCUGAUAAUCUGGCGAGUCUGUGUGCACCAACUUUUUCUGAGUGAAAGCUCACAACAGUCCAGGGGGUGUUUUUAUAACAGACUGUUAGACACACUUUGCUCCUUUCCACUUCUACAAGCUUGGAUGAGUAUGUGUCUCCUCGAAUCACUGUAUUCUUAACGUAUUUACAACCUAACUGAUAGCAAUAGAUAUCUUUCUUCCCUGGCAGUUCACAAGGAUAUACUAAUCAGUGUUUAUUAUAUUUUUAAUUCUGUAAAUAUUUAUUUUGGUACUCUGUGUAUUUAUUGGCACUGAUUCUGGUGUUUGCUUAUGUGUCAUUGUAAAUGUUGAUGGUUUCAAUAGUCUUGCUUCUAAUGAAUGUAAGGAACUCACACUAACUGCACUUUUCUUCCAUUCAAAAAUCUUACAGUGAAAAAUAUUCCCACUGUCAUAUUAUGUGUUAUAAUGAAUACAGUUAAUAAAAUCAGU